CGAAGGUUUUUGUGUUGCUCGCCUGGGCUAGCUGCGGCGGCGGCGGCGGCGGCGGCGGCGGUGGAGGAGGGGAGGCGGCACGGAGGCGCAGCGGCUGCUGCACGGCGUUCGACGCAGCGGAGCGAGCCCACCCGCCCCGGGAGCUCGCCUCCCGGAGCUUCCCCUCCCUCCCCGCCCCCCCAGUGGCGCUGCCUCCUCCAAAUGAGCGAUUCGCCCGCUGGAUCUAACCCAAGGACACCCGAAAGCAGCGGCGGCGGCAGCAGCAGCGGCGGCGGCGGCGGGAAGAGGCCGGCGGUGCCGGCAGUGGUGUCCCUCCUGCCCCCGGCGGACCCCCUGCGCCAGGCAAACCGGCUCCCUAUCAGGGUCCUGAAGAUGCUGAGCGCUCACACCGGUCACCUCCUGCACCCGGAGUACCUGCAACCGCUGUCCUCCACUCCCGUCAGCCCAAUUGAGCUGGACGCCAAGAAGAGUCCUUUGGCUCUGCUAGCCCAGACCUGCUCGCAGAUCGGCAAGCCCGACCCGCCGCCCUCGUCCAAGCUCAACUCCGUAGCGGCGGCGGCGGCGGCCAACGGGCUGGGAUCCGAGAAAGACCCGAGCCGCUCCGCCCCCGGCGCCGCCUCCGCGGCCGCGGCGCUCAAGCAGCUGGGGGACUCCCCCGCGGAGGACAAGUCGAGCUUCAAGCCCUACUCUAAGGGCUCCGGCGGCGGCGACUCCCGCAAAGACAGCGGCUCCUCGUCGGUGUCCUCCACCACCUCUUCGUCCUCCUCGUCCCCCGGAGACAAGGCGGGCUUCAGGGUCCCCAGCGCCGCCUGCCCUCCCUUUCCCCCGCACGGGGCAUCGGUCUCCACCUCAUCAAACUCGUCUUCUCCCGGCGGCUCCCGCGGAGGUUCACCACACCACUCAGACUGCAAGAACGGCGGCGGCGGGGCCGGCGGCGCCAGCGAACUGGACAAGAAAGACCAGGAAGCCAAACCCAGUCCUGAGCCAGCCGCUGGGAGCCGAGGCAGCGGUGGGGACUCGGCUCACGGUGGCCCGGAAGCCACCGCAUCGGGGCGCAAGUCAGAGCCGCCCUCCGCCCUGGUAGGGGCGGGCCACGUGGCUCCAGUGUCACCCUACAAACCAGGCCACUCGGUGUUCCCACUACCGCCCUCCAGCAUUGGUUACCACGGCUCCAUCGUGGGCGCCUACGCCGGCUAUCCGUCUCAGUUCGUUCCUGGCCUGGAUCCUAGCAAGUCUGGUUUAGUGGGAGGUCAGCUGUCCGGGGGCCUGGGCCUGCCACCAGGCAAGCCCCCCAGCUCCAGCCCACUCACGGGGGCCUCCCCACCCUCCUUCCUGCAGGGAUUAUGCCGUGACCCCUACUGUCUAGGAGGCUACCACAGCGCCUCGCACCUCGGCGGCUCAAGCUGUUCCACUUGCAGCGCGCAUGAUCCGGCCGGGCCCAGCCUUAAGGCCAGUGGCUACCCUCUGGUGUACCCCGGGCACCCCUUGCAACCUGCGGCGCUCUCCUCCAGCGCCGCCCAGGCCGCUCUCCCGGGCCAUCCUCUCUACACCUAUGGCUUCAUGCUGCAGAACGAACCGCUGCCACACAGCUGCAAUUGGGUGGCGGCCAGCGGGCCCUGCGACAAGCGCUUUGCCACCUCCGAGGAGCUGCUCAGCCAUCUACGGACUCACACAGCCCUGCCGGGCGCAGAGAAACUUCUGGCCGCCUACCCCGGGGCGUCGAGCUUGGGCAGUGCCGCUGCAGCCGCUGCAGCCGCGGCUUCUUGUCACCUGCAUCUCCCCCCGCCCGCUGCCCCAGGCAGCCCCGGGUCGCUGUCCUUGCGGAGUCCACACACUUUGGGGCUAAGCCGAUACCACCCCUAUGGCAAGAGCCACUUAUCUACAGCUGGGGGCCUGGCAGUGCCGUCCCUUCCCACAGCCGGACCCUACUACUCGCCAUACGCACUGUAUGGACAGAGACUAGCCUCCGCCUCCGCGCUUGGAUACCAGUAACCACAGCUCUGGCCCCUCCCAGCCCUUCCCCACCCACCCCUUCCUCUCACGUCCUACUGCCUUCAACGCUGCAAGCUCCACUACCGCUUACCCCUACCAGGAUCCAGCCCAGCCCCUCCCCCACCGGACUGUGUAUUUAUUUACUAUAAUGUUAGCUUACAAGCUGGGAACAUAAGUGCAUUAAUGACCACAUGAGUCAGUGGUAUGCAAAAAGUCUGUCUCCCCCAAAUAAUAAUAUUAACCACCCAGGUAACUCCAUGAUUCCCCCACCCCUCUCCCUUCUUUUGUUUAUUCUUCUUGGGUAUAUGUUUUAAGGUUUGGGGGUGUUUGAUUUUGACUGAUUUGGUGUUAAGGAAUGAAGGAAGAUUUGGGGUUCUACACUUUCAGUUUCCCCCAUCUUGGGAAGUCUCUUGCAUGAGUCUUAACUGUUAAAACUGCAUAUCUUCCCUUUUCCUGCCCACCCCAUCUUGUUUCAUUCCAUGUGAAGUUUUAAUUCUUUUUUUUUCUUUGUACAAAAAAAAAAAAAACAAUUUGGGGGGGUCAGGGGGAACAACUUGGUGGCUGGAGGUCUUGAGCUCUGAUGAACCAGAAUUCUGUUGGGCUGUGUGGUACUACACAACAAACCUCCCACCCCUCACCCCCCACUUCCCACAUGAGCACUUGGUUCUAGGCCCUGAGCCCUCAAAUCAAAUCACAGCCUUGACCCUCCAUGGUGCUCAGUUCGGGAAGUCCCUGUGCCACCAGCAGUGGCCCAAUGGCCUCCAACUGAGCCUGCCACGUCUUCUACCUUCCUGGCCCCUCAGGGACCCACACCUUGCGGUGCAGUCAAAUUGCCGGCUGACAGGGACCUGACACAUCCAAUUAAAUGUCUUAGAAGGCCCCCGCUGGCACGAAAUUGCUCUUUAUAUUUUGUGAAGUACUUUAUCGUUACUAUUUUAUUUUUUCUCUCCCUAGUUGGGACUGUGACCCGCCCCCUCCCCUGGCGAUAGGGGUGGGGUCAGGGAUCCUAAAUGGAUCCCUCCAAAGCUUACCAGUCCUCAAGUCAGCAGACCAGACAACAUUAGGAGCUCUGUUGGGGGCAGGCUGGGGACUCAGGGAGCCCUAGGAUCAGAGCACUCCCUUCGCCAUGUCCCAGACCUGAGCCAGCAAUCGCCAAAGCUGGCAUUAGGUUUCCGUGGGUUCCUGCGGUGGCUAGGAUUAAAGACUUAAUACAAGUCUUCUCCCCAACACCUUCCCUCCCUCCCGGUCUUACGCAGCAGCGCUGGGGCUUCGGGGCCGGCCUCGGCUGCGGGGCCUCUUGUGGGGUGAACAGAGCUCUCCCUUGCUAAGACUAUUUUGUUAAUAAAUGGAAUACUUGGCUAUAUUCA
Mus caroli (Ryukyu mouse) is the source of this 3359-nucleotide messenger RNA. It is a transcript of the gene Znf703, whose product is annotated as zinc finger protein 703. Gene Ontology annotation, biological process: negative regulation of DNA-templated transcription. Lineage: Eukaryota; Metazoa; Chordata; Mammalia; Rodentia; Muridae. Gene Ontology annotation, cellular component: nucleus. The record is from RefSeq and is a predicted model, not a curated record.